AAUAAUAAUUGUCAGUUGAAAUUUUUAUUUUGUAAUAUUUUUUCUUCAUUUCGAAAGCAAAUAAUUUAACUUCACAUUUUCUCUACACUAUUUGAUUUAACUAUUCAAUAUUAAAAUACAAAAUGUAUAAUUCUAUUAAUAAAUUGGGUAUCGCUGAAUAUUCGGCAGAACUAAUGGUAUAUUUUGAAAAACAUAAAAUAAUAGAAAUUGUAACGCGUUUAAUGGUUGAAAUUGGCUUAAUUCGUCCUACUAACCCACAACAAUGGAUCGCCACGAAUAUUCGACGCAUUGCGGAUGAGUUUUAUCAUAAAUGUUUAAAAGCAAGCUAUACAUCCAGUACUAUUGAUUACUACCAAUUGCCGCGACAUUUCCACCAUCGUAUAGUCGUAUUUGGACGCAGUGGUUCUGGUCGCAAAACACAAGCAUUGGCGAUUGCAAAACGUUUUAAUUUAGUUUAUAUUGAUGCAGAAAACUUGAUUUACACAAGUUUCUUUCGAAACGAUGAAGUUGCGCAAAAAUUACAUAAAGCAUUCUUAGAAAAUGUGGCAAAGCAUAAAUCGGCUGCGGUAUCGAAGGUACUACAACAGCGUCUACUGCAAAUGGAUGCCUUACGACAAGGUUGGGUGUUGAUAAACUAUCCACGUAAUGUGGAAGAGUUCACGGAAAUGUUUGAAACGUACAAAAUACCACCCAACAAAGUUAUAUAUUUGCAAUGUCCGGAAGUAAUGGCGAUGCGACGCUUAGUUUCAAAGCCAAAUUUGGGAUGUCCACAAAAUACGUGUGAAUACAUGGAGCAUGAGAUGGCAUAUUUUUCGCAUAACGAAGCAACAGUAAAUGAAUACCUCGCACGUCGUCAUGAGACAAUCUAUGUAGAUUCAACACCUUGUUUUGAAGCUGUACGCACAAACGUUUGGACUCAAAUGGAGCGUUUGCCUUAUGUAAUGGGUUAUAAAAAUUAAUAACAAAUGUUAUAAAAGUUAACAAAAUUUGCAAGUAGUAUUAUAAAUGGCAGUUCUUUAAUUGCUUUUACUUAUACUAGAUCAUAGCUAACUUUUCUACAAAGCAUGUAUGUACAUAUAUUUCAUAUACUUUAAAUAAGAUUUUAAAACAUUAAAUGCUGCACUUCAUUUUGCCAAGCAACCAC
Molecule: messenger RNA, 1144 nt
Organism: Zeugodacus cucurbitae (melon fly)
Lineage: Eukaryota; Metazoa; Arthropoda; Insecta; Diptera; Tephritidae
Product: adenylate kinase 8
Exons: 5
Coding region: 123-959 (278 amino acids)
Biological process (GO): nucleoside triphosphate biosynthetic process
Cellular component (GO): cytoplasm
Molecular function (GO): ATP binding; nucleoside diphosphate kinase activity; AMP kinase activity
Source: RefSeq, a predicted model, not a curated record